UAAAUAAAGAUUAUUAAAAAACCAAACUCAGUGACGAGAUUACAUACACUCUCGAGGAAAUUGAUUUUAUCUGUAACCACUGGCACAGCUGGAAAUGUCAAAAACCUCUCUUAGCUAAGCCUUAAAUUUGCUUGUUUCAUCGUCACAGUGUUUUGAAAAGAUUCCAGUAGAAAAUGAAAGAUAAAGCCCUGAUAGGGAAAUCUGACAGAAACGUCAACACGUCAAUAGGUCAUUGUUAAUUUCGAAGGAGGUUCACUUUUAAAUAGAGCAGACUAGUGUGGUUUGAUCAUUUUGAUUUGGAAUUCUUUGAGAACGCAGAAACUUAAAGAAAGCAGAAAGUUUAACCCUAGAUUCAUUUGAUCCAAAGUGACGGAAGAAGUUAACGUCUCUAUUUACCGCUGAGAGAGGAACUGAUUAAUUGUUUGACUAGAAGUGAACCGAAUCUCACUGGGCCUUCCAUAGACAAAGUUCCAGUUGUAACCUGACGCUUUUACCGACAAUUGUUUUCUCCCCACAGAGCAAAUUAAAAGGAGUGAAAUGUUCGAAACGCAUACCUUAACAGCAGCUUUAAUUGCUAUGAUGGUUGCAAAUUUCCUUAUCAACACCUGUCGAGCCCAUAAAGCCAUAAAGUUAUGCCAGGAAGGUUUAUCCCUCGUCAGCAAACCCGAACUCAUAAAACAAAACGAAUUAUAUAAGGAACUGAGCAAGAUGAUGUAUUUGACAUUGGUUCGGGCUUAUUUUAUCACUAAUGGGAUACAAUACACCAUAAAAUAUUCACACAUUCAGCAGGAAUGUGGCGAAAUGGCUGAGAAAUGUAAGAUGAGCAUGUUUCUAGCUGCUUUGUAUAUCCAUCAAAGUAAAUACGUUGAAGCAAAAGAACUCUUAGAGAAAGCGCUACUGAUCAAUACAGAAAUUGGAGACAAAAAUGGAGAAUCUUCGUGUUAUGCAGACCUUGGAAAGAUAUAUGAGGAAGUGGGCGAAUAUGACAAGGCGAAACAACCUUACGAAAAAGGACUUGCCUUGACAAAGCAAAUUGGUGACAGAAAUGCUCAGUCCUCCUUCUACAGAAAACUUGGAACUGUACUUCGAUCAGUUAGCGAACAUCAGAAGGCGAAAGAACAUUUCGAAGAAGCACUUUCCAUCAGUAAAGAAAUUGGUGAUAAAAGAGGAGAAGCCUUCUCUUACCACGGUCUUGCAACCGUUAUGUUUGAUUCCGUUAGAGAAUAUAAGAAGGCGAAAGAAUAUCUCGAAAAAGCACUUGCCAUCUGUAAAGAAAUUGGUGCAAGAGAUGUAGAAUGCAUCUCUCAUGGAAUCCUGGGAAGUUUUCUUCAAUCAGUUGGAGAAUAUCAGCAGGCGAAAGAACGCUACAAAAAAGCAAUUGCGAUCAGUAAAGAAAUUGGUGAUAGAAAAGCAGAAGCCGUCCUCUACUCAAUCCUUGGAGAUGUGUUUCAAUCAAUCGCAGAAUAUCAAAAUGCAAAAGAAUGCUACGAGUUAGCAAUUUCCCUUAGCACUGAAAUUGGUAAUAAAAAAGGAGAAGCCACAUAUUACGGAAAACUUGGAACUGUAUGUAAAUCAGCUGGAGAAUUUCAAAAGGGAAAAGAAUAUCACGAGAAAGCACUUGCCAUCAGUAAAGAAAUUGGUUAUAGGAAAGGAGAAGGAGCUCAAUACAGAAACCUUGGACUUGUGUUUCAAUCAGUUGGAGAAUAUCAGAAAGCCAAAGAAUAUCAGGAAAAGGCUUUUGCCAUUAGUAAAGAAAUUGGUGACAGAGCAGAAGAAGCCAUCUGUUGCAGAAACCUUGGAAGUCUGUUUCAAUCAGUUGGAGAAAAUCAGAAGUCGAAGGAAUAUCACCAGCAAGCAAUCUCCAUCAGCAGAGAAAUUGGUGACAGAGAAGGAGAAGCCGCCUCUAACGGAAACCUUGGACUUGUGUUUCAUUCAGUUGGAGAAUAUCAGAAAGCCAAAGAAUAUCAUGAAGUAGCUCUUUCCAUCAUUAAAGAAAUUGGUAAUAAGGGAGAGGAAGGCACUCUAUACGCAAACCUCGGAGGUGUCUUUUUUUCAGUUGGAGAAUAUUACAAGGCGAAGCAAUAUUUCGAGAAGGCCCUUGCCAUCCAAAAAGAAAUUGGUGAUAGAGAAGGAGAACAAGCAACCUACGGAAAGCUUGGAACUGUAUUUGUGUCAGUUGGAGAACAUCAGAAAGGAAAGGACUAUUACGAGAAGGCAAUUGCCGUCCAAAAACAAUUUGGUUACAAAAAUGGAGAAGCCAUCCUUCACGUAAACCUUGGAACUGUGUUUCGAUUACUUGGGAAAUAUCAGGAUGCGACGGAACAUUACGAGAAUGCUCUUGUCAUCAAUAAAGAAACUGGUGAGAGAAAACUGGAAGCGGCUGUUUACGGAAACCUUGGAAUUGUAUUUCGGAAACUUGGUGAUUACGAGAAAGCAAGAGAAUAUCAAGAAAAAGCCCUUGUGAUCAGUGAAGAAAUUGGUGAUAGAGCGAGACAGGCCAGAAAUUACGGAAAUCUCGGAGUUAUUUUUCAUUUUCGUGGUGAUAAUGCCGAGGCAGAAAAAUAUCAUAAGAGAGGACUUGCAAUAAGCGAAGAGAUUGGAGACAUUGCCGGGCAGUUUCAUUUCCUUGACAAUCUUGCGCAUCUUAAGUUUUCGGCAGGAAACAUUCAGGAAACGUUGUCGUAUUUAGCUUUGAGCAUUGAAAAAUGUGAACAAUUACGAGGCUUUCUUGGCGAAAACGAUCAAUUUAAGAUCUCUUUCUUUCACGAAAAUAUUUAUCUAUACCAUAAACUCAGUGCAUUACUUUGUUGUACUGGAAAGUUUGAAGAGGCUCUGUACGUUUCUGAGCUAUGGCGGGCAAGAGCACUGGCAGAUUUAAUGUCAGCCGGGUAUUUCGAUGAGAAUCAAAUACUAGCUAACCAUCAGUCAAGGGUUACCAUUGAAAGCGUCAUGGACAGGGAACGAAACUGCACUUGCCUAUAUUUCUUCUAUUUUUGUGAAGAUAUUUUCCUGUGGAUUCUCAAAGCAGGCAGAGUCGUGCAUUUCCGAAAGAUAAAUGGAAGAGAAAUUCUUGUUGGCCAAGGAUUGCUGAAGGAUGACGAAGAUUUGGAGGAGUUCUUUGCUAUGGAAAGCUUUAGAGGUUUUGGCAUUUCACCCGGGGAAGACGAACCGUCGAAGAACAUUCAAACAGAACCCAAGCCUGAUGACAACUAUUGCCGUGUAAUCUCACGCACUGGAACUGAGAAUGAUAGAGAAAAUGAUGAGGUCAAAUCGACUCUUUCUCUGUGUUACAAAUUGAUCAUCGCCCCUGUAGUUGACUUAAUAGAUGGCCCUGAAAUCAUAAUCGUACCUGAACGUUCUUUGUACAACAUUCCGUUUGCUGCGUUACCUGAUGACACUGGAAAGUGUUUAUCGGAGACUUUCAGGAUCCGGAUCGUUCCUUCUCUGACGACUCUAAAGCUCAUCCAAGACAGCCCGGCAGACUAUCACAGUCAGACUGGUGCACUGAUAGUAGGAAAUCCAGAUGUAGGCAAAGUGCGUUACAAGAGACGUCUUCAGAACAUUUUGCGACUACCUCAUGCAGAAAAGGAAGCAAUUAUGGUGGGAAGUAAGCUGGGUGUUGAGCCGUUGCUUGGAAAGCAAGCAACUAAACAAGCAGUACUUCAAGCCAUACACUCAGUGGGUCUGAUACAUUUCGCUGCACAUGGUUUUGAAGAAGAAGGAGAAAUUGUGCUAGCACCGAAUGUCGGAACUCGUAACAAAAUUCCAAAAGAAGAAGACUACUUAUUGACAAUGUCUGACAUUUCAAAAGUUCGACUGCGUGCUAAACUGGUGGUACUGAGCUGUUGCCACAGUGCUCGUGGACAGAUUAAGGCAGAGGGAGUUGUUGGAAUCGCUCGAGCAUUUUUAGGAUCUGGUGCACGCUCAGUGUUAGUGGCAUUGUGGCGUGUACAAGACAGUGCAACAGAGCAGUUCAUGAGUCGUUUCUAUGAGCACCUUGUCGGUGAGGAUAGCGCUAGCGAAUCUCUUCACGAGGCCAUGAAAUGGAUGCGAUGUAACGGCUAUUCUGACGUCAGGCAGUGGGCGCCUUUUAUGCUGAUUGGUGACAAUGUGGCAUUUGAUUUUGGAAAAAAACCCCAAAGAAGUGAAAUCGUCGAGUGAGCUAAGCUGACAAACAAUUGUUGUACUCAAUAACUGUUUCUUUUCCGCUACCUUUGCAUGUGGAAACGUACGGGAAUGCUAUCAUAAGAUAUUACACAAAAAAUUUGACUUUUCUCUCGUUCGAGCUUAUAAGUGUCACAGCUCAGGAUUAAAAAUACUUCAAGUUGUAUAAAGAGAUCUCAGUAGAAACGAAAUUGGAUGCCUUUAUCUUGUAUCCUGCAAUAUAUUGUAACGAGGACAUCGGUAAAUUAAAAUUCUACACAAGCCGCUACGUUUGUGUCACUUUGUGGUGUUCGUAGUUACCUCGUUGUUUUGAAAGCUUCACGUUUGUGCUUUGCUUGUAUGAGUGCUUUAGCAAUAGAUCAAAGCUAUAAUUCUUUAAAGUUACCCCACNCCCCC
Orbicella faveolata is the source of this 4560-nucleotide messenger RNA. RefSeq lists its product as uncharacterized. Gene Ontology annotation, molecular function: protein binding. The record is from RefSeq and is a predicted model, not a curated record. NCBI's taxonomy places the organism in Eukaryota, Metazoa, Cnidaria, Anthozoa, Scleractinia, Merulinidae.